Messenger RNA from Ceutorhynchus assimilis (cabbage seed weevil), 750 nucleotides. Lineage: Eukaryota; Metazoa; Arthropoda; Insecta; Coleoptera; Curculionidae. The record is from the annotation of a GenBank genome assembly.
AUGGGCAGCAGGAACAGGAAAACGAAACUAUCCAUGGAAAACGACAAAGAUUCAGUUGAACGUAAAAGACAGUGUCGCAUCGAUUAUACGAGCUUGUUACCAAACGAAAUAAUGAUUAAAAUUUUCUCACUCCUCCCACACGAAGAUCUUUUCCGAAACAUCCGUUGCGUCAAUAAAAGAUGGUAUAAUCUAACCAAAGCACCCACACUUUGGAGAAUAAUAUCUGCCGAUAGAAAAGUACCAUCCAGUAUAUUACGUAAGUGGAUCAGACAUUCGCCACUGUUAAAAGAAAUAUCGUUUUUUAAUAGGGACGAUAUGGACGUUCUUAUUGAAUACAUUUCCAAGUAUUCGUCGCAUCUACAAAGCAUCAUAAUCGAGAAUUGUUGGGGCAAUUCGAAAAACAACUACAUCAAAGGACGACGCGCCUGCGGGAUGCUUAAAAAAUGUCCGAAACUUUGCAUUUUGAAUUUCACGCAGACCUGCAUCAAUUCGACGAAAUUUUUUAGGAUUUUAGCUACGAGAGCCGGCGAAGACGUCGAGCCUAAAAAGUAUACGUAUAUCGGGCCCAUCACUCAGAAACAAAUGGAAGCAUUGCUAGAUUCGAUUCAUCGGGAUAAUAAGCAUGAUUUGGUGGUUUCGUCGUCUUCACAGCAUUUCGGGCACAUUGUAGAUGCAGGUUCGCCACGAGUAACGCCAUCAGUGUCCGACUUUAUUUGGAACAAUCUUAACGGGCGAUAUCCAAAUGAAUAA